AGCCGAUCCGUCAAUGGCCACAGUCGAUAGCUCAAGACGCUUCCUGUCGAUUUUACCGUCGAUGCAAAGCCGAAAAUGAAGAAUUUUUGAAUUCUGUGACUUACUGCUACGGAGUAGAUUGGUGUGUUUGGUGAAUAUGUAACAUUAUCUCUAAAUAAUAAAGUCCGUCAGGAUGUCUAGUGAUGGGCUGCUCUCUCUCCGGUGGAAUAAUCACCACUCGUCGUUCAUGCUGGCGUUAUCCAAUUUAAGAAACAAGGAAAACUACAGUGAUAUCACCCUGGCUUGUGAUGGCAAGUUUUACAGUGUCCAUAAAAUCGUGCUCUCAACGUGUAGCGACUAUUUUGUUGAAAUACUGAACAGAACUCCUUGUAAGCAUCCAAUUAUUGUUCUGAAGGAUAUUCGCCAACAGGACCUUGAGGCUCUGUUGAACUAUAUGUAUAUUGGUGAAGUAAAUGUUGUGCAAAAUGAUCUUGCGUGUCUAAUCAAAGCAGCAGAAUGCUUAAGAAUCAAAGGUUUAGCAGUACCUGAUGAACCUGGACAACAUGAAGAGGAUUCUAAUAACCCUGAGGUGAAAUGUGCAAGUGAAACGAAACAUAGAAAAAGGAGGCAUGAGGAAAAUCCAUCAGGAGCAGAGUCUCAUCCUCCCACUAAAAAAACCAGUUACAUGUCUUCUGACGACAGCGUUAGUUCAGAAAGUGGAGAACGUGUUGUGCAUAAUGAUACUUCCUCAUAUGAAAAUCCAGACAAGAGUACAAAGAAGGGAUUUAGUGAAAGCCAUAGUGGUGAACAGCAUCCCCCGGUAACUGACUUUGUAAUAAAAGAGGAAGCAGAUGUAAAGUACGAAGAUGAUGAUGGUAUUCAGCUUACAGAUACAGAUACAAAUGAUAAUAUAGAAAAUUCUGUAAUGGAAUCAAGGUGCACACCACAGGGAACUAAAUUACCAAGUGAAUCGGGAGAGUUAAACUUCGGAAGUUCUCUUGGAAGUGGAGUGAGUCCAGAUAUUCAUAAUCCUAGUAUUCCACAACAGUAUCCACUGCAACCGCAGACCUUUGAAGAUAUUGUGUCUCAAGCAAUACCAGGUCCAAGUUUACAGAGUGAUGGAGGACAUAGUUGGGAUAGUGACUGUGGUAAGAGAGACUCGGCUGCAUUCCACUUACAAGGAUUUCCAGAGAAGAAGUCCCUUCCGCCAAAUCAUCAUAGUACACAGUCAAUGGGUUGCCUUGAAGAAACAUACCAAAACACGAGAGGAAACAUAUUUCGAGAGUUGAGCAGUGCAAAUUGGUACGCAAUUGAAAAACAAGUCGUGAAUGAUUCAUGGAUGGACACAGAUAACAGUCGGCAUGCCAGGGAAUGGAGGUGCAUGUUUCCCGAGUGCGGUUAUGUUACCGACAGAGAAUCUUGGCUCAAGCAACAUUUCAGAAAACACACGGGUGAAAAACCGUUUGUGUGCCCGUAUUGUUCUUUCCGAUCGGCUCAGAGGGGAAACCUGAAUGUUCAUAUCAAGAGAGUUCAUCUCACAGACCCUGUGUCUAGUGUAGAUGACAGCAGUGGCAGAAAUUCAGAAAACUCAAAUGCUAUUUCCUCAGGUGUUGUAGAAAAAUAAGCCAAACACAAAUAGCAUUUCUCAUUAUGUUUUGGAACUAUGGAUGAUUUUGGAUUCAUGUAGAGAAAUCUUCUGCAUACUUUUGUAUACAGUUAUUAAUGAAAACUAACUGAUUUUAAGAUAAAGAUCUUGUAUCAUUGUCAUGUCUUUUCACUGUUUUGUUCAUUAUAAUGGAGUGCUGAUAUCCGCAAAAUUACAUGUUUUGAAUAUGCCCUAUUCAAUAGGGACUCAUUAUUAUAUGUUAAACAUGCUGAAAUUAAGUAUUUUCUGUACAAUCUGUAUUUCAUUUCUGCUUUCUAGUUUGUUUUUGAAUGUUUGAUAUCAUGCAAAUUUGGACAAAUUGAAAUUGAAGAGAUACUGACUUAUUCUAAAAUAGGGUACUAUAUGUAUCUCCUUCAUGAAAAUUUGUUUAUGUUUUGAUCUGUUUUUAAGUGACCCACCAAAAUUGUUUAAGGGUACAGAUUGUGUUAUCUUUCAAACUAAGAUGUUUUCUAUUGACUUUAGGAAUUUGCCAUUGUUACUUAAUAAAAUCAAGAU
Messenger RNA from Macrobrachium nipponense, 2140 nucleotides. RefSeq names its product zinc finger protein Xfin-like. The transcript has 6 exons. Gene Ontology annotation, cellular component: nucleus. Gene Ontology annotation, molecular function: protein binding. Bases 173 to 1603 code for a protein of 476 amino acids. Gene Ontology annotation, biological process: regulation of transcription by RNA polymerase II. NCBI's taxonomy places the organism in Eukaryota, Metazoa, Arthropoda, Malacostraca, Decapoda, Palaemonidae. The record is from RefSeq and is a predicted model, not a curated record.